Molecule: messenger RNA, 697 nt
Organism: Cladocopium goreaui
Lineage: Eukaryota; Dinophyceae; Suessiales; Symbiodiniaceae
Source: the annotation of a GenBank genome assembly
AGGCUCAAGCUACCAGGUGCCCCAGAGGGAAGGGUGACGCGUGGCUCAAGAUGUCGGCCACAGAAGUGAAGCUCUUUGGCAAAUGGACGUAUGAGGAUGUGAUGCUGUCGGACUUGAGUUUGGUGGACUACAUCGCCGUGAAGGGAACCGCUCAGCUGUUCCUUCCUCACACCCAGGGCCGAUACCAGAUGCGACGCUUCCGAAAGGCUUUGUGCCCCAUCGUGGAGCGACUGGUGUGCUCCAUUAUGAUGCACGGCCGCAACAACGGCAAGAAGCUCAUGGCAGUGCGCAUUGUGAAGCACGCCUUCGAAAUCAUCCAUUUGCUGACUGACAAGAACCCCAUCCAGGUGUUCGUGGAUGCUGUGAAGAACGGAGGCCCUCGUGAAGACUCCACCCGAGUAGGCUCUGCCGGUGUGGUGCGCCGUCAGGCGGUGGAUGUGUCGCCACUGCGCCGAGUGAAUCAAGCCAUCUACCUGAUUUGCACCGGUGCACGAAACAGUGCCUUCCGAAACAUCAAGUCCAUCUCCGAGUGCCUUGCGGAUGAGAUCAUGAAUUGCGCAAAGGAGUCUUCCAACAGCUACGCCAUCAAGAAGAAGGACGAGAUUGAGCGCGUCGCCAAGGCCAAUCGUUAAGCGUCUGAGACCAAGCCGAGCCAGUGGAUCCGGAGCGGAAAAGAUGCGCUGCACAUCACUGUGAC